AUGGGAAUCACUAAUAUUCUUUGUCAAGCAUUGCAAUCACGCUCUCAAGACAUUUUAAAUGCAAUGCAUCUUGUUUCUACUUCAAAAGUACUUCUUCAACAACUAAGAAAUGAUGGAUGGUCUGAUUUGUUAGAAAAUGUGAAAUUGUUUUGUCUAAAACAUGAGAUAGAGAUUCCUGACAUGAGUGCACAAUAUGUCUUGGGAAGAGGUCGAUCCCGUCAAACAAAUGUAACUAUGGUGCAUCACUAUAGGAUUGAUAUUUUCUUGGUUGUGAUAGAUUCUCAGAUGAAGGAAUUAAAUUUGAGAUUUAAUGAACAAACUGUGGAACUUCUACGUUUAAGUACAGCUUUGGAUCCUAGCAACAAUUACAAGAAUUCAACAUAUAUUGAUAAUAUUUGCAGGUUAGCAAAGACUUACUAUUAA
Messenger RNA from Medicago truncatula (barrel medic), 423 nucleotides. RefSeq lists its product as uncharacterized. The record is from RefSeq and is a predicted model, not a curated record. The transcript is spliced from 2 exons. Bases 1 to 423 code for a protein of 140 amino acids. NCBI's taxonomy places the organism in Eukaryota, Viridiplantae, Streptophyta, Magnoliopsida, Fabales, Fabaceae.